AUGCACAUUGAAGUGGCUGGGCAACCCAGACAGCAGCAAGUAGCUCACAAUCCAUCCAGUGUGGUGUGUAAUGAGGACCACAUGGUGGUGACUGUGCAGAGGGAUCUUUAUGGAAAUGGAAAGCUAGUAAAAGCCUCAGAUCUGAGCCUGGGACCUCAAAAGUGCAAGCCGGACUCCUCAAGCUCUGAUGCUACUGUGGUCUUUACAGUUGGCCUGCAGGAUUGUGGAAAUGCCCCCCAGAUGACUGUGGACAUGCUGAUGUACAGCACUUUUCUGACCUACAACCCAUCUCCUGCAAGUAAUCUGCCAAUCACCAGGACCAACUCUGCUGUGAUUCCUAUCAAGUGUUAUUACCCCAGGCAUGACAAUGUAAGCAGUGAGGCCAUACAUCCAACCUGGUUCCCUUUCCGUUCUACUGCAACUUAUGUACAGAAACUAAACUUUUCCAUGCGUUUAAUGAAUGAUGAAUGGACUGGUCCCAGUCUUUCUAUUGUCUUUGACCUGGGAGAACCUCUACAUAUAGAAGCCUCUGUGGACACAGACAACCAUAUUCCCAUGAGAAUACUUGUAGACCGAUGUGUGGCCACAUUGCAGCCUGAUGCUACACAAGGACCUUCUUAUGAAAUCAUUGCUUUCAAUGGGUGUCUGAUCGAUGGCAAGCAAGAAGAUUCAAGCUCUGCUUUCUUAACUCCAAGGAUCCAACAGAAUAAGAUUCAAUUUACAGUUGAUGCUUUCAAGUUCGUUGAUGUAAACUCAUCUAUGAUCUUUAUUACCUGUUUCUUGAAGACUGUAGCAGCUGAUGCUCCUCCUGAUGCCGCAAACAAGGCUUGCUCAUACAGUAAAACAAGCAACAGUUGGUUUGCUGUUGAGGGCCCAAGCAGCAUCUGUAGCUGCUGUGAUCUAGGAAGCUGUGACCAAACCACUUCUGGAUCCCGAAGGCAGAAUUUGGGAGGAGGGUCAAGACGUCCCUGGAAAAGAGAAGCAACUUCUGAUGUUGGACCACUGGAUGGAGAAUGGCCUGCAACACUUGGACCUCUGUACAUUGUGGGAGCAGAUUACAACAAGGCCCUUGAGAUAAAUGGAUCUUCACUGGCAAUGGAAGUCUGGAUGCAAAAACCCGCCCCCUCCGUCUCCAUAACACAGGUGGGCGAAGUUUUCAGUAGCCAAGGAAAGGACUAG
This is a messenger RNA of Nanorana parkeri, 1179 nucleotides long. Its product is annotated as zona pellucida sperm-binding protein 3-like. NCBI's taxonomy places the organism in Eukaryota, Metazoa, Chordata, Amphibia, Anura, Dicroglossidae. Gene Ontology annotation, biological process: positive regulation of acrosome reaction; egg coat formation; binding of sperm to zona pellucida. Gene Ontology annotation, molecular function: acrosin binding. Bases 1 to 1179 code for a protein of 392 amino acids. Gene Ontology annotation, cellular component: extracellular matrix. The record is from RefSeq and is a predicted model, not a curated record. The transcript has 9 exons.